CCUGGGCCACGGCGGGAAGCACCAGUGAACCCGGGCCGCAAUGGAAACGUCCUUGAAUGGAGGCGCCGUGGUGGACUUAUCACACUCGCUCCGUCAGGCCAACGAGUCAGUGGUGUAUCGGUGGCGAGUGGAUAAAGUCGAGUGUUCUGUGUCUUGCGCGGUGAAAGGGACUUGACCGAAACAUGAAUAGUGAAGAGAGAAUUAAGGCCUGCCAUAGCCUGAUAACGGAGGAGGCGGUGAAGGAGGCCCUGAAGGCGCACAAGGGCGGCGAGGCGAGACUCACCUCCUGGCAGAUCAAGGACUUCACCAGCAAGGGCGACAACUACGCGUCGGUGGUGUCGAGCGUCGAGCUGGACUUCGACCUCAAUGGCAACGACGAAAGCAUAACGUACAUCGUGAAGAUCAACCCUUGCCACGGCAUGGAGAGCUUCGAGGAAAUGACCCACACGAUCUUCCUCAAAGAAGCGGAAUUCUACAUCAAGCUGCUGCCUCAGCUGAACGGGGUGUUGCGGGAGCACGAGCUGAGCCCUCUGGCGGUGCCGGAGUGUCACUACGGCACCCUGGAGAAGAAGAGGGAGCUGAUUUUCCUGGAAGAUUUGAGGCCUCGGGGCUUCAAGAUGUUCGACCGUCGAAAGGGGCUGGACGUCGCACACGCAAGCCUGGUGUUGAAAGAGCUGGCCAGACUCCACGCUGCUUCUCUGUUGCUGCAGAAGAAAGACCCCGAAUAUUCCAAAGACACGCUUCUGCACAGAGGCUGGAUUAAUAUGACGGAUGAUGGAUUUGGUAUGUUACAGGUGUUGGAGGGAGUUAUGGAUACGGGAAUAAUGAUGUUAAAGAAGGUGGGGGGGUAUGAGUCGUCCAUUACAUGGGCUGAGAGUACUAAGUCAAAGUUGCGAGAGAUUUUCGAGAAGCAAAGGGAACCAUGCAAGCAUCAAGUCAUAUGUCACGGCGACGCCUGGAAUAACAACCUGCUUUUCAAAUACGACGAAGACGGCGUCCCUGUGGAAGUGAUGCUGAUCGACCUGCAGAUGUGUCGGCGGGAGCCCUUCGCCGUGGACCUCAACUACCUCCUGUACACGAGCCUCACGGGUGACGUGAGGAAGCCCAACCUGGACGCCCUCCUGGAGACGUACCGAGGCCACUUCAACGGCGUGAUGGAGACUGAAGGCGAGGGGCGUCUCCUCGAGGGCGAAGUCCUGCAGGAAUUCCGACGCUUGAACAUCCUCGGGGCCAUCUUCAACAUGAUGAUCAUAUGCCCCAUACUGAUGGAGCCUGAGGACGUGCCUGACUUCGAGAUGUCGGGAGACGAUGCAGCCGACAUGGAGAGGGUCAUCGCGGAGCUCCGAGCGAGAAGCUUGGAGAUGGUCGACACGAACCCUCUGAUGCGGCCGCGGUUCCUCUCCGUGUUCGACGAGUUGAUGGAGACCGGGCUCAUCCCCGCGUCAGGAGCGCCCUGAAGAAGGAACUUGAUCUCUCAGAUUUUUUUCUCGUUUUUCUAGGUGGAAUUUUGUACCUUAUAGAGAAUCUACUGAGAAAAUUGUUUUCGUGUUCCAGAUUGAUGUGUUCCUGUUUUUGUCAUGCAAAUAUUAAUACUUGAUACUGUAGGAAGGUAUCUUAGAUGCAGAUAUAUGUUAUAUAGUUGAUUUACUCAUACCUUUAUAAUAAAAUACAAACGAAAUCUAUCAAAUGAUUUAAUGGUCACAAACUUAGAAUAAUAAAAUGAUCAUUUAC
Penaeus vannamei (Pacific white shrimp) is the source of this 1731-nucleotide messenger RNA. The record is from RefSeq and is a predicted model, not a curated record. Lineage: Eukaryota; Metazoa; Arthropoda; Malacostraca; Decapoda; Penaeidae.